CUAAAAUAAGACCAGCGACAGCGACCCCUUUUUUGUCUCGUACGUAUCCGUUCUCGACAACCUUCCCUUAGGGUUUCGUCCUCCUCCAAUCCCUUAUCUGCGGCGAUCGAUCCCGGCGGCCAUGGCGGAAAAGAAGAUUACCCUAAAGAGUUCGGACGGCGAGGUCUUCGAGGUGGAGGAGACGGUGGCCAUGGAGUCCCAGACGAUCAAACACAUGAUCGAGGACGACUGCGCCGGAAACGGCAUCCCCCUCCCCAACGUUACCAGUAAGAUCCUGUCUAAGGUGAUAGAAUACUGCAAGAAGCACGUUGAUGCGGCCGCCGCCUCCUCUAAGUCCACCGUGGAUGAUACCUCCUCCAAAAUCGUCGACGAAGAACUCAAGACAUGGGACGCCGAUUUCGUCAAGGUCGAUCAGGCUACCCUGUUCGACCUCAUCCUGGCGGCAAAUUAUCUGAAUAUAAAAGGAUUACUGGAUUUGACUUGCCAAACUGUUGCUGACAUGAUCAAGGGGAAGACCCCAGAAGAAAUCCGCAAGACCUUCAAUAUUAAAAAUGACUUCACACCCGAGGAAGAGGAAGAGGUGCGGCGGGAGAACCAGUGGGCGUUCGAGUGAUGUGCGAUGAGGGACAAUUUAAGCAUCUCUAAUUGUAGUUGGAUGGGUAGUGUUGGAUCUGGGGUAAGCUUAGCUUGGUAAACUUUAUGGUGGUGGUUUUGGUGUUGAUGGGCUGUAAUUAGGCGGAUAAUGUGGCCAACGAUGUGAAAAGAUCUUUAUCGGAAACUAGUACUUUCAUAUCAUUGUUAUAUGCUUUAGAUUCGAUGGUUGCUGUACCAGAGGUGAUCUGCUUGGUAGAUA
Molecule: messenger RNA, 853 nt
Organism: Elaeis guineensis (African oil palm)
Lineage: Eukaryota; Viridiplantae; Streptophyta; Magnoliopsida; Arecales; Arecaceae
Product: SKP1-like protein 1
Biological process (GO): ubiquitin-dependent protein catabolic process
Source: RefSeq, a predicted model, not a curated record